AUGUCGUCCGAUGUUGACGGGUCCGACCCUGGCGCUCCCCUUCUACCAGCUUCUACUUCCAAGCAGGAGGGACCGUUGUGGAAGCCCUCGCCCCCCGAGACCUCCGGCUUGCCAGUCGCGGAAUCGUCUGUGACAUGUAUCGCCGAAGACUCCAUUCCGUUCGCAGAGGGUGCACCCUGUCUACGCUGCGCCAAAUGGCCAAUUCCACUCCGACCCUGGUUCUGGACACUGCUGCUCCUCUGUACGCUCAUUAUUGGAGUGUCUCUUGAGGUUAUGUUGUCAUUGAACAAGGACCAAGGCUGGGCCGUAAGUGGCGCCGUGGGGGAGCUCUUGACGUGCGAUGUCACUCGAUAUGCCCUGAGCGCUGUGAUGGGCCCUAUGAUUACCACGCUCUAUAGUUCUCUAUGGAUAUGGACUUGCGCAAGCAUAUACGCCCUGCAGCCCUACUUGAACCUGCUAAACGCCUCACUCCACGGAGAGUCUGCCGAGAGCACUAUAUUCUUGGACUACUCUCAAAAAAGUCUCUAUUCCACUGUCUACGCCGCGCUCAAGCGCGGUGACUGGCUUGUCGUGUUGGCUGCAGUCCUUGUACUACUCACGUCUACGUUGCAUCAUCUUUCUGCUACGUUGUUCUUUUCUCAAGAUGUUCGGGUUAACGGCUGUGGUGCGUUCGCACGAGUGCGACCGGCUACAGCGAUCCCCUCAGCUGUUCCGAUUCGCCAAAUUAACAAAUCAAGCGAAUUUUUCUCGAUCCGUCUGCUUGCACUACUCUCAGCGUUACUCACCCUGGGUGGCCUCGUUCUGCAACUCGCUCACCGCCGCGCUCGCAAGGGCCUCGUCCUCCCGUCCAAGCUGAGCACAAUCGGGGCUGCGGGGUACGUUGCUGCCCCCUUAGGAGGAGCCACGUUCUCCGAUAGCCUCAGGAGCUUUCCCGAUGAAGUGGACCGCACGCUCUCAGAGCGUCGGCUGGCGUGGGAUCUGGACAAGGGACAUGUCGUCGUCGUCUAA
Molecule: messenger RNA, 1008 nt
Organism: Dichomitus squalens LYAD-421 SS1
Lineage: Eukaryota; Fungi; Basidiomycota; Agaricomycetes; Polyporales; Polyporaceae
Exons: 8
Coding region: 1-1008 (335 amino acids)
Source: RefSeq, a predicted model, not a curated record